CUUGCAAUGAGAGGAGAGGCGGCUGACGAAGGAAGGAAGGGGGUGAGGUUGUGUGAGCAGUAGAAGGUCGCCUCCUCGCUCAACCCUCUUCCUCCUCCGUUGCUGGCUGGGAUCGUUGCUGCGACGUCAGAUCUGCCAUUGGCUUCUGUUACUCGUGUCUUUCCACCUGUUUGCUGCUCCAGCUGCGCGCGAUCUACCCACAUGUCUACUAGGAGUUGGCUUAGUUGCGGAUAAAAGCGUCGUCUAGUGGUUCAGCUCACCAACAAACCCUUCAGUUCCCAACUGCAUCGCGUGCGAUUCCCACUUGCAUGCCAUUCGAUUUCGACUAUGGUGUGGGGUUCGAAUUUGGGAUGUUUUGCACCGGGUUUCUCUUUCUCAGCUGAUUCGUGGAGGGGGCUUAGAGAUUGGGGUGGGCAACCCUAAGUGGGAAUUCAGAAGAGGGUCUGGAGUAAUGAGGAUUCGAAGAAUGGGCAGAUAGCACGGGUGUUUUUUCUUUGUUGAAGUGGUGGAUGAAUCGAUGUAGCAAGCGUGAGUAGUGUUUGAAAGGAAUUUAGCAUGGGGCCAAACGCGUGGCAUACAGGAUGGGGGGUGAGGGUGAUGUGGGUUUUGGUGCACGCAGUGGGGGUUGGAGGACUGUUAUUCCUAGAUUCCGACCUGCGCACACUCAGUUUGGCUUUCUCGUGGUGGGCAGGGAGCUACUACUUGCUGUUCUUGGCAGUUGUGAUUCAGUACUGCCGCACUGCAGGAUCUACACCCGGGUAUCUAGUGGAUGCGUUGAGUGAAGACGCCAAUUGUGAAUCUUUUGCGAAAUCAGCUGCAGCUGGAAGUUGUAGGAGCUCCCAAUCGGCAGCUGAAAGCGGCCGUAGUUCAUACGGAUCCUUUCAAAAUUCUGAGAGCUGUCGAGCUCCUCCACGGGUCUUAAGAGAGAAUGUGAAAGGUGGGUAUGCCCCUGUUUCGGAGGCGAGUCCAUUGCUGAUGAACUCGAUAAAUGUAAAGCGGGAAUCUGAUGGCUGUCAUUCAACCAGAGGUUCCGCCCACUCGUUGCUGUCAAUUAGUACUGGGUUCUGCGCUUACUGCGGGUAUUUGCAACCAUUACGGACCAAGCACUGUCACGAUUGCGACAAGUGCGUUCUACGAUUUGAUCACCACUGUGUUUGGCUGGGGACAUGCGUUGGGCAACGCAAUCAUAGGAAGUUUUGGUGGUAUAUCUUCUGUGAAACAGCGCUUGUAAUGUGGACUUUAGUUUCGUAUAUCCGAGCCUUUGGCAGCAGUAUUGGGAGCACAACGUUGCUGGAGGGAUUGGCAGUUUUGCUUCUGAUUCUUGGACUCAUCACCGCAGAGUGCUUUCUGAUGUCUCUAUUAGUGUUCCAUUCCUUCCUGGUACUAACUAACCAAACUACCUAUGAAUUGACAAGAAGACGCCGCAUUCCUUAUCUUAGGACUCUGCCUGAAAAGGUGCAUCCUUUCAGCAAAGGCAUGGAUGCCAAUUUGUACUCUUUCUGCUGCUCAUCGAGCUCCGAGCACCCAAUUUACGUACUUCCCAGCCCAGAGGAGUUGGAGAAUAUGGCACGUCCUACGUCUUGUUUUAGCUACUUUCCUGGAUCGAACAAGGUCACCUCCUGCUUCCUUAACUAGAAUAUGAGAAAGGAAUUUGUUCCCUCUGGAUGUAUGGGCUCCGCGUUGCUGGAGAGGAUGAAGUCAUGUAAUGGCGUUCUAUACAUAGGAUGUUAUCUUAUGUACUUGGAUACUAUCAAGGUGAAGGUAUGGUUUUGUUUUUCAUUUUGAAGUUGGUACCGUGCUGCUCUGUCUCUUGCUUCCUUACUAGUUGUUUAUUUUAACUUUGAGUCAAUUUUUAACUUCUUGGUGAAGACAGUCUUUUCGGCGCUGCACUAUGGGUGGUCAAUUAUUCAUGUCAAUCUGUAUACUGUCAAGGUUUCCGUUGCUCUCCACGCGGCAGGAGACUGAAGAACAAUACCGGGUCCCCAAACUCUUGAUGGUGUCAUUCUACACCUUCAAUGAGGAAGCACCAUCUCAUCUUUCUCCAUAGGCUGCCACGCAUUUGAAAGCGCCAGGCACAACUUCUAACGUUACUCUUCUGGAACAAAAGCUCCAUGAAUUCAUAUUCUACUGUCAGCCGUAUCAUCCGUGAGAGCUUAUGGACCCACAACAAAACCCAUUGAAAGUCCAUAGUUUCAAGGCUCGAGGCUUCGUUAUCAGUUAGUGAGCUGCAAAUCUGGUACAAUGCUGUCCCUUCAGCGGGUUGAAUUAGUGCCUUGCUCGAAAGGACCGUGUUCGAUACGCAUCUAUCAAUGCGAGGGCGAUACAUAUUCGCAGAAUUACAUUCUUUAACAAACGCCCUGCACCCAUCAAGGAGGGCAUCUUUAUGCUUCCUUGAUGGAUGUGUAGCUGAGCUCAUUAGACACUAAGUGGCUCAGGAAAGUGUUUAAUGAACGCAAAUCUGGAUUAACACCUUAAGAAAGUGAAGGUGGAGCAGAGAAUGAUCGAGUGAUUCGGACGACAGCGGUUCUUCUACUUCAUCGUUAAUGGAGAUCCCGGGCUGCUAGCCAGGGGCAAGCCAUAGGGUUGUCUUCCAUUCUAAUAAUGAGUGGGCAAUGUUAUUCUUGGAUUUUGCCUCCAUAAGGAGUUCCCAGCAAAGCAAAGUCCACCCAAUUUCAAAAUUUGCACUUCUAUGUUUAAGGGAGUGUAUAUAUUAGGUAUAAUUUUAUUUUUAUUUUUAUUGUUUUUUUCAAAAGCAAAAAUUAAUUACAUUGAAGCUAAGUCAUGGUAGAAGUACUGAUUCUUGUUGCAAAGGGUUUGUUGCCUCCACAUUUAAGUGGCUGAAGGAAGGCAUAACUUUGCAAGACAAGAUCUCAAGGAUUAAGGCAAUCAAAGAGCUAAUUUUUUGGAAGAAAGUGCCAUUUAAAGUAAAGAUUCAAUAAACUUGUAUUUACUUAAAGGUGACCAAAACCAAGAUGUGGUGCUUAAUAUUAUAGGAAUU
Messenger RNA from Physcomitrium patens, 2998 nucleotides. RefSeq names its product protein S-acyltransferase 10. Gene Ontology annotation, molecular function: protein-cysteine S-palmitoyltransferase activity. The record is from RefSeq and is a predicted model, not a curated record. Gene Ontology annotation, biological process: peptidyl-L-cysteine S-palmitoylation; protein targeting to membrane. Lineage: Eukaryota; Viridiplantae; Streptophyta; Bryopsida; Funariales; Funariaceae. Gene Ontology annotation, cellular component: Golgi apparatus; endoplasmic reticulum.